Pezoporus flaviventris is the source of this 7482-nucleotide messenger RNA. It is a transcript of the gene ITGAV, whose product is annotated as integrin subunit alpha V. The record is from RefSeq and is a predicted model, not a curated record. Gene Ontology annotation, biological process: angiogenesis; cell adhesion mediated by integrin; cell-cell adhesion. Lineage: Eukaryota; Metazoa; Chordata; Aves; Psittaciformes; Psittacidae. Gene Ontology annotation, cellular component: integrin complex; external side of plasma membrane. The coding region runs from base 222 to 3338 and encodes 1038 amino acids. The transcript has 30 exons. Gene Ontology annotation, molecular function: integrin binding.
CGCUACAGCCUGGCCGGGCCCGGUGCGGCGCACGGCAAGUCCCGCCUCCGGCACCACAUGAUGCCGCUUCUCCUUCCUGCCUCUCCCGUCCCGCGCAGAAAAGGGACCUGGGCGUAGGGCGAGAGGAAGUGAUUUCCCUCUCCGCGCCGCCGCCGAUCGCGGGAAACGCGCGGCCCCUCCGUAUCCUCCGUCACUUCGCUUCGUUCCUGCCGGGUGGGGCCAUGGCGGGGCCGUGGCUGUGGCUGCGGCUGCUAGCACUGCUGGGCGGCGCGCUGGUCCCCGGCGGCGCCUUCAACCUGGACGUGGAGCGCCCGGCCGUGUACUCGGGUCCGCAGGGCAGCUACUUCGGCUUCGCCGUGGACUUCUUCGCUCCCGACCCGUCCUCGGUAUUUCUUCUGGUGGGAGCUCCGAAAGCAAACACUACCCAGCACAACAUUGUAGAAGGAGGCCAGGUGCUCAAAUGUAACUGGAAUUCCAACAGAAACUGCCAGCCGAUUGUAUUUGACUCCACAGGCAACAGAGAUUUUGCUCCUGAUGAUCCACUAGAAUUUAAGUCUCAUCAGUGGUUUGGAGCCUCUGUGAGAUCCAAAACUGAUAAAAUUCUGGCCUGUGCUCCACUGUACCACUGGAGAACUGAAACAAAACAAGAGAGAGAGCCCGUAGGAACUUGUUACCUGCUUGCUGGAUCUAAAUCUGUGGAAUAUGCACCCUGCAGGUCAACCACUAUUGAUGCUGAUGGACAGGGAUUUUGUCAAGGUGGAUUUAGUAUUGACUUUACAAAGGGAGACAGAGUGCUGCUUGGAGGACCUGGAAGUUUUUACUGGCAAGGACAACUUAUUUCUGAUCGAGUAACAGAGAUUGUAGCUAAAUAUGACUCCAAAGUCUACAGUGCAAAGUAUGAUGACCAGUUAGCAACCAGACCUGCCAGUGCUGCUUUUGAUGACAGCUACUUGGGUUAUUCGGUGACUGUUGGAGACUUCAAUAGUGAUGGCAUAGAAGACUUUGUAUCAGGAGUCCCAAGAGCAGCAAGAACUCUAGGCAUGGUGUCUAUUUAUAAUGGGAAAAACAUGUCUUCCAUGUACAACUUCACUGGAGAGCAGAUGGCUGCUUAUUUUGGGUAUUCAGUUGCUGCCACAGAUAUCAAUAAGGACAAUUAUACAGAUUUGUUUAUUGGAGCCCCUCUUUUUAUGGAUCGAAGUUCUGAUGGGAAACUUCAAGAGGUCGGCCAAGUUUCCAUUUGCCUUCAACGAGCCUCUGGAGGGUUUCACAUCACAAAGCUGAAUGGUUUUGAGAUAUUUGCAAGAUUCAGCAGUUCUAUUGCACCUCUGGGGGAUAUAGAUCAGGAUGGCUUCAAUGAUAUUGCAGUUGCUGCACCAUAUGGUGGAGAGGGCAAGAGAGGACUUGUCUAUAUCUACAAUGGAAGAGCAAAUGGUUUAAAUGCAGUCCCAUCUCAAAUUCUUGAAGGGCAGUGGGCUGCUCGCACUAUACCACCCAGUUUUGGGUACUCGCUGAAAGGAGCUACAGAUGUGGACAAAAAUGGAUACCCAGAUUUGAUUGUUGGAGCCUUUGGUGUUGACACAGCUGUUUUGUAUAGGGCUAGACCAGUUAUUAGAGUAAAUGCUGCCCUGGAAGUUAAUCCAACCAUUCUAAACCCAGAGAACAAAGCCUGUUCGCUGUCAGAUGUAAAGGUUUCUUGCUUCAAAGUAAAGUUCUGCUUAAAAGCAGAUGGCAAAGGAAAGCUCCCUAAUUCACUCAAUUUCCAAGUGGAGCUACUGUUGGAUAAACUUAAGCAGAAAGGAGCUAUAAGGAGAGCUCUGUUUCUCCACAGUAAACAGCCUAGCCACACUAAGAACAUGACUAUUACCAAGGGGGGGAAAAUGAAUUGUGAAGAACUCGAUGCCUUUUUGAGGGACGAAUCUGAAUUUAGAGACAAACUAACUCCCAUUACUAUCUUUAUGGAAUAUCGUCUGGAUUACAGAACAGCUGCAGAUGCAACAGGAUUGCAGCCUAUCCUUAACCAGUUCACUCCCGCUAAUAUGAGCAGACAGGCACAUAUUCUGCUGGAUUGUGGUGAUGAUAAUGUCUGCAAACCAAAGCUGAAGGUUUCAGUAGAAAGUGAUCAGAAGCAGAUCUAUAUUGGUGAUGACAAUCCCUUGACAUUAAUUGUCAGUGCCCAGAAUCUAGGAGAAGGAGCCUAUGAAGCAGAGCUCUUUGUCACUGUUCCACCCCAAGCAGAUUUUGUAGGUGUUGUUCGUAACAAUGAGGCUUUAGCAAGACUGUCUUGUGCAUUUAAAACAGAGAAUCAAACUCGCAUGGUAGUUUGUGACCUGGGAAAUCCCAUGAAAGCAGGAAUUAAGCUAUUAGCUGGCCUGCGUUUCAGUGUGCACCAGCAGUCUGAAAUGGAUACCUCUGUGAAGUUUGACUUGCAAAUUCGAAGUUCCAACCUGUAUGAUAAUCUAAGUCCAGUAGCAUUCUAUCAGGCUGACCUUGCAAUUUUAGCAGCUGUUGAAAUUAGAGGUGUAUCGUCUCCUGAUCACAUAUUCCUUCCUGUUGCAAAUUGGCAGCCGAAAGAGAAUCCAGAAACAGAAGAUGAUAUUGGGCCUCUAGUGCAGCAUAUCUAUGAGCUAAGAAACAAUGGUCCAAGUGCAUUCAGCAAGGUGAUGAUGACUCUGCAGUGGCCUUACAAAUACAAAAACUACACACUGUUGUAUAUCGUUCAGUAUGAAAUUGAUGGUCCCAUGAACUGCACUUCUGAUAUGGAAAUCAAUCCAUUAAAAAUUAAGAUUUCUGCUUCUAAAGAUGGUGAUAAGAAUGAAACAAUUAGCAGGGAAGAUAAUCGCCAUCAUCGUAUCAGUCGAAGAGAUAUAGCUGCCAUUGAAGGAGACGUGCAUACUUUGGGUUGUGGAACUGCUGAUUGUUUAAAGAUAGUCUGUCAAGUUGGCCACCUGGAAAGGGGAAAGAGUGCAAUAUUGUAUUUAAAAUCACGCCUUUGGACCCAAACUUUCAUGAAUAAAGAAAAUCAGAAUCACUCCUAUUCUCUCAAAUCUUCUGCUUCUUUCAAUGUUAUAGAAUUUCCUUAUAAGAACCUUUCCUUUGAAGAUAUCCACAAUUCUACAGUAGUUACUACAAACAUUACAUGGGGCAUUCAACCACAGCCUAUGCCUGUGCCAGUGUGGGUUAUAAUUUUGGCUGUCCUAGCAGGAUUAUUGCUCUUGGCUGUUCUAGUAUUUGUUAUGUACAGGAUGGGCUUUUUCAAACGUGUGAGACCACCUCAGGAAGAACAAGAAAGAGAACAACUGCAACCACAUGAGAACGGGGAAGGAACAUCAGAAGCUUAAGCAGAGUUUUAUCUGUAAGACAUUCUGAAUUUUUUAAAUGCCUACAUCUUGGUUAUGGACAUUGCUUUUCCCCCCAAAGAAAAAAACACUCAUGACUGCAAAGUUGCUGGUCUUGGAAUGUAUCAGCAUGUACAAAAUAGGAGCAAUAUAUUUAAAUCCUCCUUUUUGUAUUACUUAUGUUCAUACAUGUGACUAAUGCAUCUGCACUGAUUUUUGUGUGAAAAAAAUUAAAAUAAUAUGUAGUGCUAUAAUUUUGCUUACUGGGACGUAGGAGACAUCAUCUUUUUUGAUUCACUGACCAACUUUACAUGAAUUGCUACACAGAUUCUGUGUUUGCUCUUGAAGCCAACAGCUCCCAUAGAUACUUGAUGGAUUACACACAUUUUGAUUGAUUUUUGUUGGUGUAUACUACAUUUCCUAGCUCUUGAAAGGUAGUUGCACAAAAAAAUGAGUAUAGCUUGUUUUACAAAACUGAAGAAUAUUCUUUGACCAUUAACUCUGCUUAUUUUUUUCCUCCUGCUCAAAAAAAUAUCCAGUGCUUAUUCCUUUGAGCUUAUUCGGUGUAAUCAAUCACAUCUGCAUGCCUGUUCCUCUUCUGGCUCAGUCUUGUGGUUUCCCUCUAGACUUUACAAAUAGUUGUUCUCCAGGUCCUAGGUCUCUUACAGGAGGGACUGAGCUUACAGAAACAGAAGUGAGCCAUAGAAAGCUGGGGAUGAUGUACUUUCUAUGAGAUCUAGUGAAAAGAUUCAGGGCAAGAUACAAAGACUGCUGUGCUUUUCCACAGAGAAGGGUACAGGUGUUCCACAGAAUUACUGGUAGCAAUUAAUUCAGAUACUGCCAGGGACAAGAUAUUGGACUGUGGCUGCCAACAGAUGUGUCUGAUGAGAAAACUCAUAGCCUUUAUAUUCAAGGAUAAACCUCCACAGGGUUGAAAGCUAAGUUUGUAUAUUACUCAGGUUGAAUUUCAGUUUCUCCAAAACAAUGGAAGGAAUACUUUGUGACAGGUUACCUGAUGCACAGUAAGAAACUUGUUAUUAAUUUUCACAGCCUGUGGUUGACCAUGUCCAAGUGCAGGAUGGAGUAAUACAGGGACUGUUUAAAUUAGAGUAUCUGCCAGCCAAACAUAACUAGAUUACAUCAGUACUUCCGCUACUGUCAGGCCUGCCUUGCCACCUGCCCUGAGAGACCAGUGAGCUUGACAAAUGAAGUCUGUAUGUAGCUGGCAAUGCAGGAGGGUUUGUUUGUAAAGAGACUGUUAAUUUGCCUUGUUUUAUUUUGUUUUUUCAGUGUUUCUCUCAUAGUAUGCUUCAUUGCACAAGACGCAUCUCAUUGCACAAGACAUUUCAUUAUGUCAAUACAUUUCAUUACCAUAAAAGAUACUAAAUAUUUUCUUUAACUGUUUGUUUUUUAAACCUACCAAAAAUUCAGUGGUUUAAAGCACGUGUUUGUUAUUCUUAGCUUGGUGUGGCAAAAUUGAGCUUCUUAUAUUUAAGAGAGAAUAGAACAACAUUGUCUUUAUACAUUUCAGUAAACAUGUAGUUGCAAAUUGGGAGGUGGUUUGGCUUGCAAACAUGCGUAGCUGUGUUACACAGACCUGAGAGUGGACAUACCUAAACUAUUACAAAGGUGCCUUAUAUGAGAUUUGUUUACUCUCUAUUCCAAAAACGGAAUAAAUUACAUUAUGAACUCCCUGUAUGCAGCCACAUAUAAAAACAAAGACUUCUACUGUAAUUAUACCAGUGAGAUUUCUAUGUAGACAAACUCUUCAAACAACAAAACCUCUGCUUUGGUUUGGGUUUUUAUCUAGGGUUUUCUGUUCAAAGCUGCAUCUCUCCCAUAAAUACUGCAAUACCCACUAAAUCCAGAAUUAUCUGAAGAGUUUGAUUCAACUCCCAUUUCUGCAUCCUUUCCAAAAUUUACAAUCUGCACAUGGCUUUCGUUGUCAAGUUCGUUCUUACUGAACUGUGAUGGCAUUUGAGUCAUUAAGAGAGGCAGAACAAAGUUGGGGGCAGGGAGCAGUUACAUAUAUCAGAUAUAGGCUUGAAUAUUUACCCUUUUACAUGUUUUUGUUUUAGACAAUUCGUUUAUAUAUAAUUAGUUUAUAUGAGAGGAUAUAGGGCAUAAUUCUGCCUUCACUGAAUUUUCAAGGUCUUCAGUGUGGGGAACUUUAUUUUUGUCUUAUAAAAUAACUUAUUGUCACUAGUAAUAUAGUAAAGAAUCAGGAGUCAGGCUUUGAUCCUGGUCUCAAGAUGUGAUUAUAAAACAGAACUUCAGUUAUUUAUGCAGGCUUCUAGUUCACACACUUUGAACUGAUUAUCUAUAUGUAAGGAGAUUGUUUUUACCAAGUCUUAGUAGGUUAAAAGGUUUAAGAGACUGUCAGACAGAUUACAGCUCUAAUUCUUACAUGUGUGCUUUCAUUACAUGUACACACUGUGGUGACUUGAAACUCAUUAGGCUACUUGCAUGUCUAAGCAUUAUAAGGAGAUGAAAAUAAAUUUAAAAAAGCACAGUCGAGAUCUCUUCAGCUUACAUGAAAGGCACCCAUAGCAUUGUUACUGUCAGCGCUAGCUGCAUCUUAAUUUUACUGUGGCAACUGGAAACUCAUUUUGAUGAUUUUCAGGAUAAAAAGGUACAUUUUAUUGGUACAACUGCUGUAGCUAUGGAAAGAUUCUUCCAUUUACUUAAGCUAUAUAAAGUAAGACUUAUUUAAAUGAUUUUUAUUUCCUUGCAUUCUACUGGAGAAUGAAAGCAAAUAGUUGCUUCUCCAUGUUCUCUAAUUUCCAGUUUGGUUAAAAGCCAACAAAACAAAACAGUACCAUAUGUAAAUGGUAACGCAGGUUACUUAGCGAACAUGAAUAUAACACAUCAAAUUCAGUUUAAAGUACCAUUUCUGUCAGGAAGGUUCUGUACAAGACAUGUUCCUGAAUGGGGGUUCAGAAAGUAUUUGAUCUCAUGUUCUAGAUUCAGCAGUAAGAUUGUAGAAUAUAUAUGUACUUGUGUCAAUAUAAAUUUCAUGUUGACAUACUGACACUGAUGUAUUUUUACAGCAAGUAUUGUAGAAUGAUGUUAAAACUUUUAAAGAAACUUUUAGAAAUUUAUUUUGAAAUUAAAUUAAUGCCCUUGAGUCAGAAAUUAUGGGCGUAAGAUGCAUACUGCAAGUAUUGAAGAAUUACAAGUACAGUAACAGAAAACUAGUCCUCUUGAGAGUUAUGUUUCAGCACCAUUACUUUUUAUUAUAUAAAUUCAACAGCUAUGUAAUUAUUUAGACAAUGAAAACAUUUUAAGAGAUAUAUCUUUUACAAUGAAUUAUGAAAUUCUCUAAGUACUCCAGUUUGCCAUUACUGUAGCAUCUCAUGAUCACUAUUAAAAAGUUAUUUCUAUUACAAAAGGCGUAUUAUCUAAUACUAAAUUUGACUGACAAUAUUUAGAAAACAUAAAAUAAGGAACCUAAUUUAUAGGUUUACAUUUCUUUCCAUAAACUACACAUUUUGGAGAUAGCUUUUGUUUAAGAGUGACUGCAAAGUCAAAUAUAGGAUACAUUUAUCAGCAGAAGUUGAAAUUUUUGAAGAAAUGUUCACAGAUAUCAGUAUCAAGUUUAUCAUUUUAUUUGUCCCAUUUUUUCUGUUUUAAAUUUUUAUUUACACAUUGAUCUUUGAUUCACUUAAUGCUUGUGAAAACUUUAAGAAAGUUUUAUAUGCUCGCUCUUUAUAAAGCAUUUUUUUCCAAGCAAAGACUUUUAAUAUUUAGUUAUUUCUAAACUUUGAUGCUUACAUAAUCUUUAUGGUAAACUCUCACAGGUAUUUUGAAAAUAUGUCAACUAUAAUCAGAAUGUUCUUGGUGAUCCUAAAGAUUCAUGUUGCACUUAGCAAACCCAAUUGUUGCAAAAAUCUGUUGGUUACCCUGGCAAAGGCCCUGCAGUGUUUAUUCCUACACUGUCACCAGUAGUCACAAAGCAGCAUUACCCUGGUGAAAAUCUAGUCAGUUUUUGUCUCUGGUCCAGACUAAAGACCUAUUCCAGAGUCUAAUGAAGUCAUAGAAAACCUGACAUGCAAUGCAUCUUGCUUUGAAUGUGACCCUUUGUAUUCAGGGCUGCUGGCUUUUAAUGCUGAAAAAAUGAUAGGAUUUUAUAAAAGGAAAAUGAAAA